Pseudoliparis swirei is the source of this 4690-nucleotide messenger RNA. RefSeq lists its product as uncharacterized. Lineage: Eukaryota; Metazoa; Chordata; Actinopteri; Perciformes; Liparidae. The transcript has 24 exons. The record is from RefSeq and is a predicted model, not a curated record. The coding region runs from base 157 to 4071 and encodes 1304 amino acids.
GCAGCGACGAGUCCGAACGGAGAGAAGGAGUCAGACACAGAGAGAGAGAGAGAGAGAGAGAGGUUCACGCAGAGAGAAGCCGAGUACAGCGAGCUUUGGACCCCAGGAAGAGGGAAGCUGAGACUGAGGAGAUGCUGUGAGGACGACUGCCAGGUGAUGGAGCUCGAAGCUGCCGCCAGCAGGCGGGCACAUUUAGUCAGAAUGGAUGACCAGGACAGAGUAAGCCAAACCUCCAGUUUGGCCACCAUCUCCUACUUUCCUGUCAUGCAGGAACGUGAUGGAAAGGUGCAAACAUUUGGAAAAAGAUGCCUGGCUUCCAAAAGAGACCCCAAUUGUCCUGUAGUCAUCAGAGGAUGGCUCAACAAAAAAGACAGCUCUGGGUUGAAGCUGUGGAAGAGGAGGUGGUUUGUCCUCUCCAACUUCUGUCUGUUUUACUAUAAAGACAGUAGAGAGGAGUCUGUGCUGGGCAGCAUCCCACUCCCGAGUUACAGAAUCCUGUUCUGCACACCACGAGAAUGCAAGAACAGAAAGUUCACCUUCAAGGUGGUGCACCAGGGAAUGCGCUCUUAUUUCUUCAGUGCUGACACCCAGGAGGACAUGUUGGGCUGGGUCCGGGCCCUCAGCCAGUCUGCUGCCAUGGAGCCCAACGGCUCCCUGAGCAGGCGUUGCUCGAGUUAUCAGGAUUUCACACAUAUAGGUGGCAGCAGUGAGUCGGUGGACUUCCCUAAACCCCCCUCCGGGGGAGCGGCUCCCUCCCAAAGACACAAACACUUCAACAGGACUCUGAGCGAACCGACUCAUCUCACCGGCGGGAGGACGGAGACGUCGCGCUCCUCGGAGCCGAGGGGGAGGCGGAGCGUGCGUCAGAGAAACAGCAGAACGCCGAGCCCUGCUGACUUCAGCAGAAGACGAGCAUGCGGCCCACAGCGCGAGGAAGGCUCUCCUUCUGGCCGAAGCACACCACCAGAAAUGAUGGGAACUGGUUCGUUGACCUCCAGAGACUCGCUGGGGUCACGACCUCACACGCCAGUAGGAAGGGUAGACAUUCGACCUCACGAUGACUCGGCGCCACACACCCUGUACUACGCACCUGCCUCGCCUAAACUGGAGUUCAAAUCCACCCCAAAUACUCCCGUCACGGAGAGGUGGCAAAACAUAUGCAAGCCGACACCGCUCUAUGGGUCAGUCCAUCAUAUCGCGAGCGGGAGGCGACAUUUAGGAAAGAGCUUCUCCACAGGGCCACAUGCAGACUCACUGCCCCCGUUGCCCCCCUCGUCGAGGGCCCCCCUACACCCAAACCACCACCAUCACCACCAUCACCACCACCACCGCAGCAAUGUGUCUGUGUGUGUGCUCCCGCCCGUCAUGGCAACAAAGCCUGACCCCAGGGACGUCCCACCAAUCAGGCCUCUUGACAGUGAUGCAGACAUCGUGUUGACACGGUUAUGUGGGUGUGACAAGCUGCUCCAGUCUCUUUCGGUAGAACUGGCCCAGCUACAAAUGGAUAAAGACAGCGUCCAGUCUGCGCUAGAGGUGUCCAGACUUCAGCUGGAGGAGUUGAAAGGCCUGGGGCCCAGGGCCCAGGAGGAAGCCCUUACCCAGAAGGCUUUGCUCCAGGAAGAGCUGGUCACAAUCCGGGCAAGAGUGUGUGAUGUAUCGUUGGAAAUGGAGAGAGUGUGGAGUCAAUAUGAGAGGAUGGAGAGUGAACUGUCGGUUAUCCGCUCACACCUUCAGCACGUCUGUAACUUUGGAGUGCCACAGGACCAGUCUCAGGCCCAGAGAGAGCUGUGGAUGAUGGAGGACAUCCUAGCUGGACUAACGAUCAACAGGGAUCACUUCCGCUUCCUGCUGGGACUCCCGAGGCACCAGAUGUUCCAGCCGACAUCUCCACGUCCCGGCUCUCCCACCGAGAGGCUGCCGAGUGGACUCCCGGUGGAUGUGGAACCAGAGCCACCACUCCGCCCACCAUUACCCCACGAGCUGCAGGAAAGCUUCCACAGCAAGGACCACAGCCAUGGCUGGACAGAGUCAUCGUAUGAGGGAGUCUACGGCCACACUGCUGAUCCUGGACAGAGAAGAGGAAACGGGAAACCACCAAAAGACACAUUUGAAUCAGGUUCAAAGUGGAUCCCACCAGAUACAUCGAAUCAAUCAACCAAGAAGACGAAGAUGACCGAAGAAGAGCAGAUUGAGCGGAUGCAGAGGAAUCAGGACAGGUUAACUAAUAAGAAGAAACCUCCCAUACCAACUCCAGGUCAAAGUUCAGAGACAAGAGUGGAGGCCCCGUUUCCUUUAAGAGUGACGCGAGUUGUUACAGCUGUGCUGCCAUCCUCUAUUGUGGCCCGACGGGUUUCUGUGGAGGACCCUCCGCCUGAACUCGACACCCCAUUGCCUGAGCAGAUUCCACCUGAGAUGCACCAACGAUGUUCAGGGCGGAAAGGGUCGAACAAGCCGCCCUGGGCUCUGUUGCUGGAAGAUCAAAACCACCACGAUGAACCUGCAGUCGGGACAAACAGACAGCAGCAUCAGGGAAUAUUGAAGUCUUCCAAGAAGGAGAAACAUUCAAAGCUGAACAGAGCCGAGCCGAGGAGCCGGGUUCAAGACGGAGCGGCUGCCGGACAUGGGAGUGACGGCUUGGCAGAUGAACAACAAGCUGCCCUCCUGACCCCUGACCUGGAGCCUAACCUCUGUCUGACCCUGGAGCAGCGAGAGGCCAAACUCCGUCGUGUGGAACGAAUACGGGAGAGAGUCAUAAGGAGUGCAGUCAGACAGAGAGCGGCUCCACGCGACCAACUGGCCAUCAGGGGGGAGGGGCAGGAAGUUCAUCAGGUGCCCCCCGACACAGCUAGAAAACAAAGGAUCAAAUCAGAGCAUAGAUUCUAUGGAAGCUGCGAUCACAUCCGAGGCUCUGCAGAACUUCAGCUUUGCAGUGGAACAACACAGGAGGAAGAGGAGAGAGAGCGCCAUGUGAAAACAUCUAAGAGUCAAGUCAAAGACGGGGACAAAACACAGCUCAAAGAUCACAGUGUGAGAACAGGGGUUGCCAAAAAUAAAAGCAAACGUCCAGCUUCGCCCCAUCACAUCUCCUCCAUGACCGUCUAUCACAAAGAUGGAGGCAAGGGAAUCACAGGUUGCGAAGCUGUAGAGGCGCAAAAGCUGGAAGAACCCGUCACUGAUGACAAUGAAAGUGAUUUUUCUUCGGCCGAUCUGAAAGCCAAGUGGUUCCUCUCCACCGACCGGUGUCUCGGGUUCACGCCGUUGCAGAUCCCCGGCAUCGACUCGUGCAGCGAGGAGAUAUCAGACGCCGAGAGCCAACCGGCAUGCGGCGACGACGCGACGGACUCCAACGAGAUGUCGUCCACAUUCAGUGAAAGCUUGCAGAAAAUGAGGGAGAACCAUUCACUCUUCUACAAGAUUACAUGUGAUCUCACUAUUUCUGACACAGAUAUUACAGCGAAUGAUGUGAAUCCGAACGCCCCAACGCCAUGCGGGCCAGAGGAAGAAGACCUUCAGAUCACUGAAUCUGAGACGGAUGACGCGACCCGGAAUGUCGGGGGAUCCUCUAACCAAGAGAGGAAAGGUUCUAGCCGACAUCUCUCAUCAGACUUUAAUGAAAAUGUUCACUCAAUUAAUAAUGUACUCAAGGAUUCAACCAACGCGGUGUUAAAUACCUCAGCCAGUCCAACAGAGGAGGCUUGUGUUUAUAAUUAUAACCCUCAAAAAGAAUGUGAAGACACCUCAAGGCAAGACAGACAGUCGGGAGUUAGAGAAGCUGUCCACGGGGCGUCGGUCCAGAGCUCUGCCUCUGAUCAGCCACCGGUUGAUGAAUAUGGAAAAACAAGAGAAGGAAAAAGUGUGACGAAGGAGUCCGAGAAAAGGAAGGUGGACCAAGAGAGAGCUAAACAGCUGAGGAAACGUCAUAGUUUAAGUGAGGAGAACAGGGAGGCGGCCAAAGGAGAAGGCAACAUCCACUCCAUCACUCCAGCCAGCUCUCUGAAUGAGGGCGGAAGUGUUAUUCGAAGUUCCUCUUUUGGGAAGGCUCGAGUUACAGUAUUACGGACAAGUUUGUAGAGACAAGAACAGCAAAGGUUUAAUGAGCUUGAAUCAACAAACUUGGGAAGGAAAACUACUUUUUGUGUUGAGAAAAAUGCCUGAAGAAGAGGAUGUUAAGGAAUCUGCUCCAAAUUUUGGAUUAUAUACAUGGUAACAUGGGAACAUACAAUGUCAUAAAUAGUCCUAAUAUUCUGUAAACUUGAACAAUUCCAUUAUUCAUAAUAUUAGGUGUGAAACGGAUGCAGAUAUAAUAGAAAGUCUUGAAAAAAAAACUAUCUAUUGAAAUAAUAAUAAUAUUGGUGUCGCACAAAUACCUUAUGUGUGAUUGAAAACAUGUCCAGUAUUAUUUAAUUCCUCUCAAAACAUGCAUCUAACACAUAUUAUAGACGAUCGCUGCUCAUAGAUGGCAACAUAACCCUUUUAUUGUCACUGUUACAAGGUAUGUUUUGUAUCUCAAAGAUCCUGAUUAAUAAACAUGAGUGCUACGUCGAGACACCGAUUCCUGCUCCGUAUGUGCAAGAAUAACACGAAUAAUGUAAUGUAAUCUGUCUUCUUUUUUUCCACGCCAUCCCUGGCUGCUUAGGUGCUGCUCUCUGACAAACCCUGAUGCAGAAUUAAACAGAGACGGUAAAAAUGC